AUGGCUUCCUCCAACGUUAAUGUUCUCCUGGAGUCUUUCCCGGGACUUUCGCUCCCGGCGACUCUUUCAUUCGCUUUGCCGUCGACGGCGAGCAUCUCAGACCUCACCGACAAAAUCGCCUCAUAUCUCCCGACAUCUAUAUCGCUUCGGUCCCUGGUAUUGACUACAACAAACAAUAAACAGCUUACACCCUCUCCGGAAUGUGUCCGCUCACUCCUUUCCACCUCCGGUGGCGUCUCUACCUCUACCCUCCUUCCGCUACGUCUGAGCGCCCAAAUGUGCGGUGGUAAGGGUGGUUUUGGGUCUCAACUACGUGCCGCUGGUGGCCGCAUGUCCAGCAAGCGUAAGCGCAAUCAGGGCGACAACAAUAGCUCUAGCCGCAACCUCGACGGCCGCCGCCUACGCACCGUCAAUGAAGCGAAGGCACUUGCUGAAUAUCUCGCUGUUAAACCUGAAAUGGACAAGAAGGAAAAAGAAGAGCGCCAACGCCGAUGGGAGUCUGUUGUGGAAAUCGCCGAAAAGCGUCAGGAUGAAAUUAAGAACGGCACCGGAAAGGGAAAGGUUGAUGGACAGUGGAUGGAAGACAAGGAGGAGAUGAGCGAGAAGGCCCGUGAGGCGGUUCUGCAGGCUAUGAAGGACGGCGCAUGGACAGACAAUCUCCGCGACGCGAUCCUGGGUGGAUCUAGUACUAGCGCCAGCGAUGAAGGCAGCGAGGUCGAUGAUUCAUCCAGCGAAGAUGAAGAAAUCGAAGGGAAUGGAAAGUCUUCAAGUGCCGCUGGGCCCUCUGUGUCUCAAAAGGCCGCCCCUCGGAAGUUCAUUGGCUUUGAUGAUGAUGACGAAUUUAUGAGCGAUUCCGAAGAUGAAAGCAUGGAUCAAUCUACCAAGGGCAAAGGAAAGGCUCGUGCUUGA
Penicillium soppii is the source of this 909-nucleotide messenger RNA. Its product is annotated as telomere maintenance SDE2 family protein. The record is from RefSeq and is a predicted model, not a curated record. The transcript has a single exon. Bases 1 to 909 code for a protein of 302 amino acids. Gene Ontology annotation, cellular component: nucleus. NCBI's taxonomy places the organism in Eukaryota, Fungi, Ascomycota, Eurotiomycetes, Eurotiales, Aspergillaceae.